UCCAUAUAUAUUUGUGCCUGAGAGAGCUUUGGCUUGGAGGUAGCCAGGAGUUCCUCAUCCUUGUAGCCAAUGACUUAUAGUUAAAGCACCCAGAUUUUCUCUUGAUUCCUUGUCCUCCCGCUCUUUAAAAAAAUGUUAGUUUCCUCUUCAGUUGCAACAUGGACAGACUGUGGAUCGUCUUCUAACUACCCUUUGUGCACCAUGGCUUUUUUUCAUUCUAAAUUAAGAUCUUCCUUUCUCAGAAUGGAACCCUUCACUGUCUCUUUUCUCCCAAGUUCAGAAUUUCUCAAACUUAGCUCCUUCCAUUCUUUUCAGCAUAGUGAUCUUAAACUUAGGCAUUCAUUCAAGUCUAGAACUACACCAAGGAUGUUGCCUGAACCACAUGCACUGGUUAUCACAAACGAAUAUCCUCAAAAUGCUGAUUUUCCUCGGAAUUAUUCAAGAAAGGAGAAGAAGCCCUUUCCAAUACCCAUAGUUGAGUUGAGACGAGCUGCAAGGGAGAGGCUCAAGAAGCGCAAAGGCCAACCUAAAGGACGUGCACCACCUCCAAAGAAUGGUUUGCUCGUUCAAUGCCUGGUGCCACUUGCUUAUGAUGUAUUCAAUGCAAGGAUCACGUUAAUUAACAAUCUCAAAAAACUGUUAAAAGUGGUUCCUGUGCAUGCUUGUGGGUGGUGUAACGAGCUCCACGUGGGACCUGAAGGACAUCCAUUCAAGUCAUGUAAAGGCAAACAUGCCACCUUCCGCAAGGGUCUUCAUCAGUGGACAAAUGCAGCUGUCGAAGAUGUACUUGUGCCAAUAGAAGCCUACCACCUUUAUGAUCCUCUUGGAAAACGAAUUAAACAUGAGGAGAGAUUUUCAAUUCCCCGAAUUCCUGCAGUAAUGGAGCUCUGUAUCCAAGCUGGUGUUUACGUUUCUGAAUAUCCAACAAAAAGGAGAAGAAAACCAAUUAUUCGCAUCGGAAAAAGGGAAUUUGUUGAUGCAGAUGAAAGUGACCUACCAGACCCCGUCCCAGAAGUUCCUCUAAAGCCAAUAUUAACCGAAUUACCCAUCUCAAAAGCAGUAGCCCCAGCUAAUGAAGAAGAAAAAACCUUGCUUGCCGAGGAAACACUACAAGCAUGGGAAAAGAUGAGGAAAGGAGCCAAGAGGUUAAUGCAGAUGUACCGCGUCAGAGUUUGUGGAUAUUGCCCGGAGGUGCAUGUGGGACAUAGCGGACACAAGGCACAGAACUGUGGGGCCCACAAGCACCAACAACGGAACGGACAGCAUGGUUGGCAGUCUGCUGUUCUUGAUGACUUGAUACCGCCAAGAUAUGUGUGGCAUGUUCCUGAUGUGGAUGGGCCGCCAUUGCGAAGGGAGCUGAAGAACUUCUAUGGUCAAGCCCCUGCUGUUGUAGAAAUUUGCGUUCAGGCUGGUGCUGCUGUACCAGACCAGUACAAAUCAACCAUGAGGUUGAAUAUUGGGAUCCCUUCCAGUGUUAAAGAGGCUGAAAUGGUUGUUUAAGGUAUUCUUCUCACCUCCUUCAGGCAAGUUGUAGAGUGCGUGUAAAGUAUUGAAAGGGAAGACAAUGCAUAGAUUCUUUCAGGAAAUGGUAGCAGUUUUCUUCGAUUUUGGGCCCCUGACUCUCUCAAACCAUCUCUGAUUCUAUUCAAUGGUCGAAAUUACUGAUA
Messenger RNA from Populus euphratica (Euphrates poplar), 1667 nucleotides. It is a transcript of the gene APO2, whose product is annotated as APO RNA-binding protein (DUF794). NCBI's taxonomy places the organism in Eukaryota, Viridiplantae, Streptophyta, Magnoliopsida, Malpighiales, Salicaceae. Gene Ontology annotation, molecular function: RNA binding. Bases 133 to 1500 code for a protein of 455 amino acids. The transcript has 4 exons. The record is from RefSeq and is a predicted model, not a curated record.